Molecule: messenger RNA, 873 nt
Organism: Dichotomopilus funicola
Lineage: Eukaryota; Fungi; Ascomycota; Sordariomycetes; Sordariales; Chaetomiaceae
Exons: 1
Coding region: 1-873 (290 amino acids)
Molecular function (GO): RNA binding; metal ion binding
Source: RefSeq, a predicted model, not a curated record
AUGGCGACCGACGCUCUCCUCCCGGGAGGUGCCCCAACGACCUCACACCUCGCCUCCCGUCUAUUAACCCACACCUCACCACAAUACACCUUCAACUUCACCCCCUUCCUCCAACGCACCUACCAACACAGCCUCUCCGCCGACCGACCCAUCUGCAAAGCUUUCCUCGCCGGCUCCUGCCCCCUCAAAUCCCACUGCCCCGACCGCCACACAACCCCCUCCGCCGGCCCCGGCGGCAGUGGCGGCGGCAGCGGCACAAGUAACACCCGCGAUGGCGGCGGCGGUCCCGGCGGAGGAGGAGGAUUCGGCUCCCUAGUCUGCAAACACUGGCUGCGGGGCCUCUGCAAAAAGGGCGAGAGCUGCGAGUUUCUGCACGAGUACAACCUGCGUAAGAUGCCGGAGUGUAAUUUUUUCGUGCGCAACGGCUACUGCAGCAAUGGCGACGAGUGCCUGUACCUGCACAUUGACCCGUCAUCGCGGAUGCCGCCGUGUCCGCAUUACGAGCGGGGGUUUUGUCCGCUGGGCCCGCGGUGUGAGAAACGCCAUGUGCGAAGGCGGUUGUGUCCUUAUUUCUUGGCUGGGUUUUGUCCGGAUGGGAGGGCGUGUCGGGAGGGUGCGCAUGCUAAGUGGACGGCGGAGGGGGAGUUGGAGAAGCCGAAGGUUAGGGAGGAGAAGUCGAAGGAGGAGAUUGAGGAGAGGGAACGGGAACGGGAGGCGCAGAUGCAGAUGCAUAGGGAUAGGGAGAUGGAUCGGGGGAGGGAGAGGGAUGGGGACAGAGGCGGGCAUGAAGGGCGGCAUAAGGAUCGGUUUGGUGGUGGGAGACGCGGGGGGUGGAGAGGGAAGGGGGGAAGAUUCAGGGGGAGAGGGCAUUAG